This is a messenger RNA of Glossina fuscipes, 3004 nucleotides long. It is a transcript of the gene pav, whose product is annotated as kinesin-like protein KIF23. Gene Ontology annotation, molecular function: microtubule motor activity; microtubule binding; ATP hydrolysis activity. The transcript is spliced from 6 exons. The coding region runs from base 149 to 2842 and encodes 897 amino acids. Gene Ontology annotation, cellular component: kinesin complex; microtubule; nucleus. Gene Ontology annotation, biological process: microtubule-based movement. The record is from RefSeq and is a predicted model, not a curated record. Lineage: Eukaryota; Metazoa; Arthropoda; Insecta; Diptera; Glossinidae.
AAAUAUAAAAUAACCUCAUAAGCCAAUUUUACGAAAGAGAAAUAGUAGGCUUUGAAUUGUAUUUUUCGUAAGCACUGUCGAGAAUUUAAAUUUUAAUACGAAAGAAAAUUAACAAUUUUGUGAAAUCAGAGCUAUUCAAUAAUCUAGAAUGAAACCAACAGCCAAGACCCCCAUGAAGGUAACAAAAACGUCAUAUCAGAGGGAAUUGCGAACGCAAUCAUCGUCUUCUUCCGAACAAUCCGAAGAAACAAAUGUUGUGGCCAAAGCCAGGGAUCCAGUGCUGGUUUUUUGCCGUAUUAGACCAUUGCCUUCAGAUGGCGAUCUAUCUUGCAUUCGUGUGAGAAACUCUACCACAGUUAUCCUAGCAACACCUGAACAAGUUUUGGGUACUAAACAAGGAGCCCAAAAAGAGACCCAAUAUAUAUUUAGACAUGUAUUUGAACCACAAACAUCGCAACAGGAUAUUUUCUCCGCCGUGGCCCAACCAUUGGUGGAAAAUUUAAUAAAGGGUCGCAAUAGUUUACUUUUCACUUAUGGUGUAACGGGCAGUGGUAAAACCUAUACAAUGACUGGAGAUACCAGGCAUCGAGGCAUUAUGCCACGUUGUUUGGACGUUUUGUUUCGCACUAUUUCAGAUUAUCAAGCGAAAAAGUACGUAUUUAAGCCAGAUCGUUUGAAUGGCUUUGAGAUUCUCUCUGAAGCUGAUGCUUUGUUAGAGCGGCAACACGAAAUGAAUCAGCGUUUUAAAGGUGCACUAAAACGAAAAGAUUCAGACCCAGAAAUUGCUUCUCAGGCCUCUUGCGAUCUAACACCCUUGCCAGGUAUUGACGAGGAUAAUAUGUAUGCGGUAUUUGUUACAUAUAUAGAGGUGUACAACAACAGUGUUUAUGAUUUGCUAGAGGAAGGAAACAUCCAGAAAACUUUGCAAAGUAAGAUUAUAAGAGAGGAUGCCAAUCAUAAUAUGUUCGUACACGGCGUAACAGAAAUUGAAAUUAAAUCUGUUGAAGAAGCGAUUGAAGCUUUUCAAACUGGGCAAAAACGUAAACGCAUGGGUCAUACGGUUUUAAAUGCUGAAUCUAGUCGUAGUCACUCAGUGUUUAAUAUACGCUUGGUUCAGGCUCCUACCGAUUCGCAAGGAGAGCAGGUUUUACAGGACAAACGUACUAUUACAAUUGGUCAAUUGUCUCUAGUAGAUUUAGCUGGCAGCGAACGUUCUUCACGCACAAAAAAUACUGGUUUGCGUUUAAGAGAAGCUGGCAACAUAAACAACUCACUGAUGACUCUGCGUACGUGUUUGGAAUAUCUGCGUGAGAAUCAGCAGCAGACAAAUGCAGCUCCAAAAAAGAUACCAUAUCGCGAUUCAAAGGUAACUCAUCUUUUUAAAAAUUACUUCGAUGGUGAAGGUCAAGUGUCAAUGAUUGUCUGCAUAAACCCCAGAGCGGAGGAUCACGAUGAGAAUGCUCAAGUUAUGAAAUUUGCGGAGAUGACACAAGAGGUACAAAUAGCACGAGCAAUACCAAUCAAAGCAGAUCUUGGCUUGACACCGGGUCGUCGCAAGGCCAAUAAAAUGUUCAAAAUUGCUGUUAAUAAUUUGAAUGAAUUGGGUCACAGCGAAGCCAAAAAGCUUGAUGUCGAUAUAGGCUUGGUGUAUACACUAGGUUCCGAUUUUCCGCAAUAUAAAAUCGAUAGUCCACAGGCUGAGUCAGCUAUACAACAACUAAUGCAAUAUCUAUUACAACGCAUAGAAAAAAGAAAAGUACUCAGCAGCGAUUUAGAGACACGAUGCGAUCGUUUUCGACUACAUUUAAUGCAAAUGGAAAAAGAAAAUUUGUCGUUGCGUUGUGAAUUGGCCUCACUGAAGGCUGUUUACAAACAAGAGCGCGACCGUUCAUCUGCUUUGGAAAACAAAAUACGUGUACAUGAAAGCUCCAUAGACGUUCUUAAUAAUAAGGUAAAAAAUCGCGAACGUCAAAUUGAUGAUUUAACGCGUCAACUUAGAGGUCAACAGAGCCUUUUGGAUAGAAAGGAGCAAGAGAAAGAACAUCAAAAGAAAAAAUUUGAUUCAAAACUAGCAGUAGAGAUGGAUAAGCGUAACCGUUUACAUGAAAUGAAACAUGCAAAGUUGCAGGAUAAGAUACGUGUCAAGGAUGAAAAGCUCCGUUUGCUUUCAAAUAUUAUACAAUCUGACGAAUUGCCAAAACGACUACGUCGAUCUCAGAGUUUAGAUAAUCUUAGCGAUGCUAGUAACAGUAAGGAACAACGGCCAGCUAUUGAGUCGGUACGAAUCACUCCAGCAAGAACCGAAAUAGCUACACCCCGUAAUGAAUUGUAUUUUACGCCCAGAGUUGGCAGAGGUAUGGCUGCUGCUAAUAAACGUCACCGUCGCUCUCGUUCUACCGGUGAGAAAUGGAUAGAACAUCGCGCACCAAAUCCUGUGCCGUUGGGGACGGUUUUACAACCAUAUUUAAAGAAUCGUAAAUCUGUAACAAAACUUACAGAUAUGAAAGAUCUUACCGGCCAGAGAGCUAAUAAAUAUCUGCUAGUUUCACAAGAAGCGGACACUGAUGGCGAUGUUGAAACAAAACUCUUCAAAGGAAAUAUUAUUCCUACAUGUGGUGGUGGUGCCCAAGUCGUAUUUGAUGAUGUCGAAUGCCUUAAACAAAAAUCGCCUGUACCCUCACCGAACCGUAAAAGACCCAGUGCUGGAGGUAAUGGGGCGUCAAGCAACAUGAAUACCGUAUUAGCUGCUCUAUCAACGAUUAACACCAUAGAUACUGUAGAGUUAGCCUCGCGAUGUAAUGUUGGCAUUGAAGGUCACAUUGUUAAACGUACUAAAAUUUAAACACCACUUGUUAACCCACUCUAACUUUUUUUCUUUUUCUUUAAAUUUAUAUUCUUGCAUAUAAGUGUUCUGGUGUAUGCCUGUAUGCACCUGACAAUUUUUCAGGAAUUUGUUACUAUAAUUAGUUUUCGAUAUAUAUUAUUAUAAUUAUUUUUAUUAUAA